GGGACGGGAGGGGGAGGGUGGAGGGGAUUGAUACGCGGCGGUGUCCGGUGUAUUUGUUGACGGGGGAGUAUGAUUAUAGUUGUACGACGGAGGCGAGCAAGGCUACUGCGGAUAAGAUCCCUGGGGCGAGGUUUGAGGCUAUGAAGGGGUUGGGGCAUUUUCCUUUGACGGAGAAUCCGGAGCUUGUGCUGCCGUAUCUUUUGCGGGCGAUUGCUUUUAUUCAGAGGAAUCGUGAGGACGACUGAUGGAGAGGCUUGAAUGUCUGCAAGGCAACAGCGUAGCUGUGAGUUCGUCCAGACUCUGAUCACUCGACGGACGACAGGUUUGCCCACCAGGCAGCAACCUCAUCCAUAUAAAUACUCCCCUUCCCACACCCACCAGCCCCUCAAUCAAACCCCGAUCCCACCGCCGCAGCAUUCCACAAUGUCAACGGCCGAGCCCAACGACACACCUAGAACUCAGCCUCCACCCUCCCUAUCAAUCCGGCUGCACCUAAGAGGCGGCGCAACGGACGCAAACGUCCAAUGAGCAAUCGAAUGGAUGCGCCAGCUAGGCUAUUCCGUCAAAGAGCGGCAACGCAUCAGCACGGCAUCGGUCGAGUUUGUCCCUGUCGAGGGCUACCCGCACGAGUCUCCUGAGGAGGGCAGCGCGCUGGUGGAAGCGUUUAGGCGGCAGUUUGAUGAUGAGGAUUCGUUGAUUGAGACGUAGCCCAUUAUGUACGAGGGAUGGACAUCACGAGAGUGGAUGUCACAUCAGUUAUCUGCGGUCAACCCGUCGGCGUUAAGGAGUAGGGUGGGAAUAGGUACUCGGGGUGUUUCUCUUGAGAGUGGAUGUGGGUUGGUCUUUUCGGUGUACGAUGUCGAAAGAACCAACCUUUCCAACAGUACGCUGCUUCUCAAAAUAUACUCAACAGACUCCCAGAACAUUCCAUCCGAUAUGACGGUGAUUUCCAUACGC
Neohortaea acidophila is the source of this 957-nucleotide messenger RNA. RefSeq lists its product as uncharacterized. NCBI's taxonomy places the organism in Eukaryota, Fungi, Ascomycota, Dothideomycetes, Mycosphaerellales, Teratosphaeriaceae. The record is from RefSeq and is a predicted model, not a curated record. Bases 259 to 528 code for a protein of 89 amino acids. The transcript has a single exon.